Molecule: messenger RNA, 1374 nt
Organism: Fraxinus pennsylvanica
Lineage: Eukaryota; Viridiplantae; Streptophyta; Magnoliopsida; Lamiales; Oleaceae
Source: the annotation of a GenBank genome assembly
AUGGGAGCCAUGGCGAACUUCCGAAAGUCAAUAAUUUUCUCCGUUUUCUUUUUCUUUUCUAUGUUGCUCGUGAAAACGUCGUCGUCUUCUCCUCCUUCUUCGAACCUCCAGAUCCUUACAGCCGAACGCAGGAUUGACUUGACUUCGCAUAUUGUUAGGGUUUAUUUGACCUUGAAGGUUGAGAAUACUGGGGAAGCUCCAGCAGCAGAAGUCCUUCUUGCCUUCCCACCUGCACAGUUUGAUCAUCUAGCUUUGGUCAAAGCGGCAGCCACUGUUGGCAAGAAGAAGAAGAAAUCGUAUCUUCCUCUUGAAGUGAACCCAUCUGAUCACCCGGAUGCACCAAAUGGAACCAAAUACUACUCCAUAUCUCUGCUCAAACCAUUAGCCAAGGAUGAAUCAAUCACGCUAGAAAUACAUUACAUAUUAACACACUCUCUUGAGCCAUUCCCAGCAGAGAUAAGCCAGUCAGAGUCUCAAUUGGUUUAUUACCAUGACAGUGCCGUUAUUCUCUCUCCAUAUCAAAUAAAACAGCAGGCAUCAAUGGUUAAGACACCAACUUCUAAGGUGGAAUCAUUCACAAGAGUUGAACCCACUGACCGCUCGGGUACAGAACUGAGAUAUGGACCUUAUGAGGACCGUCAUCCUUAUUCAUACUCUCCUGUAAUCAUUCAUUUAGAAAACAAUAAUGCAUUUGCUGUUGUUGAGGAGCUUGAGCGUGAAAUCGAGAUAUCUCACUGGGGCAGCGUCCAGGUUACCGAGCAUUACAACUUAGCUCAUGCUGGUGCCAGGCAUAGAGGCAUUUUCUCAAGGGUUGAGUAUCAAUCUAGACCUUCCAUUAGUGGCGUCUCUUCCUUCAAGCAUCUUCUUGCAGAGCUACCCCCAAGGGUUCAUUCUGUCUACUACAGAGAUGAUAUAGGGAAUAUCUCGUCAUCACGUUUGCGUACAAAUUCUAAGAAGUCAGAGCUGUUAAUUGAGCCACGGUAUCCUUUAUUUGGCGGCUGGAAAGCAACAUUUGUCAUCGGAUACGGGGUUCCACUCCAGGACUUCCUUUUCGAGUCGGAUGAUGGUUCACGUUACCUGAAUUACACUUUUGGGUGUCCUUUGUCCGAGACAGUUGUUGACAAGUUGACUAUAAAAGUUGUCCUUCCGGAGGGAUCAAAGAACCCUUCUGUCAAAGCUCCUUUUACAGUAGAACAUAGUCUGGAGACCAAAUACUCAUACCUUGAUGUUAUUGGGAGGACUGUGGUAGUUCUGGAAAAGAAAAAUGUUGUACCUGAGCAUAAUGUUCCUUUCCAGGUCUUUUACAACUUCAAUCCAAUGUUUAUGCUUGCAGAACCAUUGAUGCUAGUUUCUGCUUUUUCCCUUUUCUUCUAA